UUACGUCAUGAGUUGUUUGGUUUAGAUGUCUAGUGAUUUAGGCGCUCGUUUUAGUAGCGUCGCGACGCCUCGAGACGUCCGAUCGCAAAAAGUAGCGGUAGCGCGAUUAUGCAUGCCACCGCGUCUGAGACGUCACGACAAAUUGUCGAGUUCGAAGAACUUGUGUCACGAUUAGAUCGAAUAAAUAAUUGUAGCUCGGAACCUGAUCUUGGCUCAACGCAAAUAAUAACAACAACAACAACAACAACAUCGCAAAAUUUACCGGCAUCAUUUUCACCACGUCAUCUUCAUAAUUAUCAAAAACAACAUCAGUUGAAAUUCAAUUCUUUGGAUAACGUGCCACCGCGUUCAUCUAAAUCGGAGAACUUUAUUUCCGAUAAUAAAAAACAACAAGAAAAAUCGGUGCGCGUGCAUAUUGGCAUUGACGACGAUUUGCGAAUGAUCCUCGAGAUGGAUCCGUCGAUCGUUGAUCGCGCCCCUACAAUACCCCCCGUGACAUCUUUUUCUUCUUCUUCUUUUUCCUCAUCGUCUUCAACAACGACGACGACAUUUGCUCGGGCACCACGCGCCACUCGACCACAAGGCUGUCCUCCAACAUUCAAGACUGCAACACCCACAUCUCGCACACAAUUGAAGCUGCAGUUGAUGCGAGAGCAACUGCAGGAACAAGAGAGACGAGAAGCUGAAAUAAGGCAAAAUUUACAACAACAAAGGCCUGCAGCUGCACCUCCAAGACCUGUACCACCAACACCUUUACCAACUAUUGGUGUCGAUGUUCCACCUCAAGUUUUACAAGUGAGGACAUUGUUGGAGAAUCCAACGCGUUAUCAUGUGGUGCAAAAACAAAAGAAUCAAGUACGACAAUAUUUACAUGAAUCGUUUCGUGGAUCGGAUGAUGAUUUAACAACGGGAAUUCCCAACAGUAUUGGUAGUGAUGGAGGUGGUGGAACCCCCCUUGAUACUGGACCCCCACAAAUGCCCAUGGUGGUUCAGAGUGCACCCCCUGGACCAGCUGUUCAUCAACCGAAACCGCAGCAUCCUCAUUUCACCUCAUAUCCUCAUGCUCCUGCGUUGCUGCCUCAAACACAUGCUGUUACUCAAAGUCCUGAUCCUACCGCAGGUGCCAUGUCCCCUGAUCUCUCAAGUGUUGCCACCAGCAAUUCUGAGGCGGAGGACCUUUUGGAUGAUAUUCUGUCGUUUGAGGCAGGAUCUCUGGGCGAUGGCUUAAAGGACAGUCAAGCAGGAAGUUUAACAAGUCUUCCAGACCUUCAAAUAAAACCAGAACCUUUGCUGCUCACUGACGCAGAAAUCCACGCCCUUGCCAAAGACAGACAAAAGAAAGACAAUCAUAAUAUGAUUGAGCGACGGCGACGGUUCAACAUCAAUGACAGGAUCAAGGAACUUGGCACCCUUCUACCAAAAACCAAUGAUCCAUAUUACGAGAUUGUAAGGGAUGUGAGGCCAAAUAAAGGGACUAUUUUAAAAUCAUCAGUAGAAUAUAUAAAACUUCUUAAAAAUGAAUUAACGAGAAUGAAGCAAAGUGAACUGAGGCAUAAACAGUUGGAGAAUCAGAACCGGAGGUUGCUCUUACGUGUUCAGGAGCUGGAACUUCAGGCGAAGACACAUGGAAUUCCGCUUGCGGAUUUUAGCUCAUGGGCUUCUACAUCGGAAGGCCUCUUUAACGCUUAUGCCAAGCACAAACUCGAACAUCGAAAGAUGCCAGACGUGAUAACGAAUGGAGCAGCUGUGUUAAGUAUGUCUCAGUUGGAGGAUUUGAUGGAAGAUGAUACAAAUGGACCAGUUCACAGCGGUGAUCCAAUGUUGUCGUCACCUCAUCUUCAACCUUUGAGUCCACCUGCACCCUCGUGUCAUCAUCCUCUGCCCGACGAUGAAACUCUUGGUAGUUUAGCGCCAACGUCAUCAAAUCCUUCUGAUAUGGAUAUUGUUGCGUAGCAAAAAGCCCCCUCUCUUUCACUAUCCAUUUUUUUCACCUCCCCCCCCCCUCCGCAACCCUCCAUUAUUAUCUCCCAUAUCACAAGGUCCACCGAGAUAGAAGAGCACCUGCGGCCUUCAUUCACUAUUGCCAAAGUAUCAACGACAUCAUUUUAUAUAGUCAAUUUUUUUUUUUCUUUUUUUGAUUCAUCUAAAUCCAAAACAUUUUUUUUUUGCAUUGAUUAUUUUCUCGUAUUCAUAAAAUUGUUGAAAUUUUAGUUUCGAGAAGUUGGAUACUUUUUCAGCUGUGCUCCCCAAGUUUUUUUUUUCACCCAGAUCGAUUACGCGUUCGAGCGGAAGAGAGAAGUUUGUUUCGUUUGAAGAAAUUGUAAAAAAAGAAGAAAAAAAAAAAACGGAAGAGUGCACAUCGACUCAAUUAUCUUCAUGUUCCUGGGAUGAACAACUCUGAAAGAAACAAUUCGAAACUUAAAGUAAAGAGAAAUUUUCAACCAAUUUUUUUUUAAAUUUCUUUUUUUUUUUUUUAGCUUGAAACUCGUCAAGUGAAAGCAAACAUUGUGUGUAUCUGUGAAGGAAUGAAUUUACAAGAAAGAGAGAGAGAGAGAGAGAGAGAUACAAAAUUAAGGAAAGGUAAUUUUUGAAAAGCUUAAUGAAAAUUAAAAAGGGAAAAAAGUAGAGAGAUGGGAUAUCCAAUGUCCGUUAAGUUUAUAUCUUGAAAGAGACUUCCUGGACCUCAUUUCCAAGUUGGGGAACUAAUUUCUAAGAGGGAUAAACCGACAUCGUAAUUUCAACAUAGCGCGCUCUCUCAAUGCGCCGACCACUAUAUCAAUCUAGAGACGCUGCUUGAAAUUUCACGGACAUUAUUCGAUUUGUUACAAAGUUUGCUAAUAGUUAUUGUCUGUGUGUGAGGAGAGAAACGUUCGAUCUCAGCUAAUGCCGAGAAAGCGAUAUUGAAUAACGGUGUGCCGACUAUUACGCCUUUGAUGCACAGUGACUGUCGAUAUAUAGAAUCUUAGAGCCUCUAGUGUUCAGCGACCUGUGUAUAGUCCCCCCCACCCCACAUCUCCCUUCAUUCCCCUAAAAUUCAAACUUAGUCCUUAGGAAGUCUUCGAAACUUUGGACGAGACACUUUUGCUCAUAGACAUUUGACACAACUUUGGCAACGAAGGAAGUUUCAAUUACGAAUAAUAUACACAUAUAUAUAUAUAUAUAUAUAGAAAUUUAUAUUUUAAUAGUCAAUUUUACAUCUAUAAAAUAUAACAUUGAGAAAAAGGCUACUAAUUAAAAAAGAAAAAGUUCUCUUUGUUUUUUUUUUUUUGCGAUUAUAAAUAUAAAUGAUCCGAUAUUCGGAUUAGAAAAAUUCACCGUUUAAUGUUCAAGAGCUUCAAAAAUAUUCAAUAUAAUAUGCUAUUGGUUAAAAACUAUUACCCAUCCUACGAUAGAAAAAGAUAUUUUACUAAAUUGCUAAAUAUACUAAAAGAAGAAUUUUUCGAGUCUUAAGACACACUUUUACGAUAUUAAUAUAAAAAUUGGAGAUAAUUACAUACUUUUUUCUAACGGAUUCUUUUACUAAUACUAGUAAUUUUAGUACUUUUAGAAAUUUUAUUAUUUUAGUACGUUUAGUACUUUGGUAUAUUUGGCACUUUUAGUACUUUAGCAACUUUUGUACUUUUAGUACGUUUAGUACUGAGUACUUUUGGUACUUCAAGUACGGUGAGUACUGAGUACCUUUGGUACUUCAAGUACGUUGAGUACUGAGUACCUUUGGUACUUUUAGUACUGAGUACCUUUGGUACUUUUAGUACUGAGUGCGUUUGGUACUUUUGGUAUUUUUAGUACGUUGAGUACUGAGUACCUUUGGUACUUUAGUAUGUUGAGUACUGAGUACCUUUGGUAGUUUAGUCUGUUGAGUACUGAGUACCUUUGGUAGUUUUAGUACGUUGAGUACUGAGUACCUUUGGUACUUUUAGUACUGAGUACCUUUGGUACUUUUAGUACUAUAGUACGGAGUACUGAGUACUUUUAGUACUGUAGUACUGAGUACUUUUAGUGCUGUAGUACUUUAAGUACUUUUAGUACUUUUUAGUGUUGUUAUUACUUUUAAUACUUUUUAGUACUUUCACUACUUCAACUAAUUUUAUUUCUUGUAUUAAUUUUACUAUGUUUGCAAGAAUUUCAAUAUUUUGUCUGAUUGUAACAGAAUUUUAAUACUGAAUCUAAAAAAAAUUACUCUUACUAUUAUGUCUGACUAAAAUGAUAUUUUUACUACUGAUAUUCCAAAAUACAGAAAAUUUUUUUUUAAUACAGAUACUAAAAAUUAUUUUAAAAAAAUAAAUAAAAAAAUACAAUUAUAAUUUAGUAUUUAAACACUUCUGUCUGACUAAAAAUUACUAUUACUCCUGCUAUUAAAAUUAAAUUUUUUUAAAAUAUUUAUCUGAAAGUGUUUUCUAUUACCUGAAAAGUUAAAAAAAAAUAGAAAACGUUUUGUCUUACUCUAACUCACUUUUUCUAUUUAUAUAAAAUUCAUGAGAAUGUAAAAUCUUUUGUCAGACAUAAAUUUUAUCACUAUCAAAAGUUACAAAAUAUGUAAAACAUUUUGUUUUGCCAAAACUGUCUAUAUAAAUAAGAAUAAAAAAGUUUAGAAGAAUUUGGACAAAAAAAAAAUGUCUGACUGAAACUGACUUUAACUACUAGUACCAAAUUUACCACUAAAAUCAACUUUUUAAAAUUAAUACCAAAAAAAAAAAAAAAUUUCAAUUAAAUAGUAAUUUUAGGGUGGGUAAAAAUUAUUAUUGAACCAUAGUGUAGACUUAAAAAAAAAAAACAAUUAUCGCUGCCAUAACGAUCUUUCCAAAAUCACGAUGAUUAAAGAUCGAUUAUAAUCGAAAAUCUUUGCAGUAACUUUGAAAUAAUUUUUCUCAAAGUUUACAUUUUUUCCCCUUUUAAAUCAUAAAACAUAUUUUCGCGCUGGCCGCGUUUCAAUAGCAUCACAUUUUAAUAAAUAAAAUAAUAUGAAAAAUCAUCUCGACAAUAGUCAUUAUUAUCCUGUAAUUGUGUUUUUUUUUUUUUUUUUUUUUUUUUUUUUUUUUUUUUUUUUUUUUGCCUUUGCUUUAGAUAAUAGAGUACUCGUCACGAUCGAUCGCCCAGCAUCCAAGGCGCCAUUAAUUCUUUUGUAUUAUAGAUUAACGGAGACAAGGGAGAAAAAUAAUUUAAUUACGGUUAAUAAAUAUCUUUUUUUCUUCUCCUUCUUCUUCUGUUACUGUGUGCAAGCUCCUUACAGAAUUGUUUUUUUCCGACGCGACACAAAAAAAAAAAUAAUAACCAUGAAUAAGAAGCGAGGGAUUACAAAAUAUUAUGAAAAGAGAGAAAGAAAUUUUAAGCUCGACAGUGGGGAGAAAUCUUUAUAGGUCUGAUCUUUCUCGCUGAUGUAAUCAACACUGACUUUUAUUAUCUCUUUUGUUUCACGGAAAAAAAAUCUUUACCUGAAACAGCGAUAUGUUUUACUAAAACAGGGAUAGUUUUCGCUAUUCUAGAGAAACAUAUCGCUGUUCCAGAUAAAGAUUUUUUUUUUUUUUUGAGACAUAAAAAUACUUUUCACUUAAAUAUAAUUUUUUGCGGUUUUUGUAAUCCUUUGACUCUGCAGUUUUUGUUGAAUGGGAAAAUACUGAAAAUGAAAGUGUAGAAAAAAAUAUAUAUAUGUAACACAGCGAGGGGUAAAAAAUUGUUUUAAUAACGGGUGCGCGCGAGAGAAGCGUGCAAUGUAUAAUUGAAUUUCGUGACUUCCAAAGGCGUGUUGAAGGGGUUGAAACGUCAAGUAAAUAUACAUAUAUAUAUAUAUAUAUAUAUAUGUAUAGGAAGAAGAGUAAAACGUUUGAGGAAAUCUUGUGUACGCGAAGUGAAGUAAAAGCUCGCGAAGAGUUUUCCGCUUGUACAUCGCGACGUGCGCUAUACACUAGCUCGUAAUAAAUUUAACGUAUUUCGAAACUAGUAAAUGUUACAGCUACUAAGGGUAUAUAUAUAUCGAGCACUCGUCGAGAGUUUCUUCGUGUUAAAAAAAAGCCAAAAGUUGGCAUUCAAAAAAUUCGUGGCACGCAACUAACCAACAAAAACAGUCCAUAAUUCAGUACGAAUUUAAUUCACCUACAAAAUUAAUUUUUAAUUCGCAAUAUUUUCGUCUAAAAUAAAAAAAAAAAAAAUGCUGUUAACUUUAAAUUACUAUUUCUAUUUUUUUUUUUUUUUUUGCUUAAAAAAAAUAAUUUGUAAAGAAUUUUAAAUUAAUUCCAUUAAACAGUUUAAUAUUAAUUUAGUUGUAUUAAAUUAAUUACAUAUUGAUUUAUUUGUAUUAAAUUUAAUUUAAGAAAGAAAUAAAAAAUUGACAGCAUUUUUUUUUCUUUUUUUUUUUUUGAAACGAAUAAUAUGAGUUUAUUAGUGAUAAUUUUCGAGUGCGUAAGCAAAAAAGUUUCUCUCGUUAAUAAAACAUGUCGUGAAAAAAAAGGGUAUUGAGAGAAGGAGGGACAACUAACUGCCCGUAUGCGUAUCAAAUUAAUAAUUUACUCGCGCAUCGCUGGUCAUGGGCUUCAUUUUGAACGUGAGCGCUACAUUCACUAAUUUUCCAUAUAUUCUUCUCACGUUUUUUUGUGUCAGUAAACACAAUCUAUCAAAUGACCUCAAUUUUUCAGGGACCUAGGCCUAAAUCAAAGAGCUGGUCAACAAAAUUAUCUCGAAAUAUUAAAUGUUUAGAGACGAAAUAUAAAAAAAAAAUACAAAACAUCAACAGCCAAAUCGAGCGAAAUUUUUUUUUUUUUUUUUUUAAAUAUGGAUGACGUUUUUUCACUCAACUGAUUAAAUCAUUUUUAAAUUAACUAUUAUUAUUGCUAUUAUUAUUUAUUAAAAUUAAUUAUGAAUGCAAUUUUCAAUAAAUUUAGUUUGGAAAAUUUUUUUUUUUAAUUAUUUUUUCAGUUUUCAAAUUAAAAUAAAUGUAAUGAAUAAUCUAUUUUCAAAAAGUCGAAAGUUACUUGAAUCCUAUUAUAAUGGAAUAUUUCAGAAAAAAAUAAUUCAAAGUCGAAUCAAUAAAUUUUUGUAAAAAAUUCUUAAGUCUCAUAAACAUUAUGUAUUUGUUAAAAAGACAAAAGCUUGUUUAUUUUUUAUUUUUGCAUUUUUUUUUUAUUUUAAAUAAUUGCUUAUAUUUAGAUAAAUAAGUUUGUUUCUGAUUAUUUGAAAAUCAAAAAAUUUUUUUUUGUCUACAAAUGUAAGGUAAAUUUUUGUAAGUUGGAUUUAAAAAAAAAAUGCUCGAGAGAGAAAAGAAGAAUAAAAAUUCAAAUGUAACUAUUUUUUUUAGCAAAAAAUCAUUUACGUACAUAGAGUAUGUACCCAUAUUUUUUAUUUUCUAGGAGAGAAAAAAUACAUAGAACGAAUUUAUAUAUAUAUGAACACAUAUAUAUAUAUAUAUAUAAAACGUGUGUAUGUAUAUAUAUAUAUAUAUAUAUAUAUAUAUAUAUAUAUGUACAAUGUACAUAUAUAUUUUUUUCAAGUAUUUUACGCUGGCGUAGACGUGUGUGUCAUGAAUGAUGAAAAAAAUAACGAAAAAAAAAAUAUAUGAAUAAAUAAAAAUAAAAAAAAAAUAAUUCUAAAUGUGCAUACAUAUAUAUAUAUAUAUAUGUUGUACCGCGGUGUGCAAUACUUAGGCGCAUAAAAAUUCACGAUUGCAGGAUGAUGCGUGCACUCGUGCUAUGAAAAUGCGAUAAAUUGCGAUUGCAGGUAUGCAUGUCAAACAGAGAACAAGGGAGAAUCCACAAUGAAAUGAGUGAAUCGUAUAUGACAAGUGUAUGGUUCACAUUUAAAGGGCACAGGUCAGAAAUUGUUGGAAAAAAAAAUACUCGAAAUGAAAAUAAUUAUUAAAUCACUAAAAAAGAAAAACGAAAUUUACACUUUCUUAAUUUUACAUAAAAUAUAAUGAUAUUUAAAAAUUUUUUUUUAUUUAAUUUCUAAUUUUUUCUUUACUUGAAAUUUUCCCUGUCAAUUUUUUUUAAAAAUCUCUUCUAACAAUUAUAAUAAUUAAUAAUUAAUAAUUAAUAAUUAAUAAUUAAUAAUAAAAUAAUAAAUAAUAUUAUUUUGAAAGUGAAAAUUUCGAUUUUUGUUAUCAUUUUCUAAUUGUAAUUAGCUUAAAUCGCCAUCAGUAUUUUGUCUAAUGAAAAUUUUACAUUCAAUCUGUGUUCUUUUCUUUGAGUACUGAUUUCAAUGUUAAUUUUUUAAUAGGUAAAUAUAUAUAUAUAUAUAUAUAUAAUAGAAAAAAUUUUUUUCAAAGAAUGUAUGAUUAUUUGAAAAAUAUUUGAAUACAAAAAGAAUUGAAAUAUAAAUAAAAAUAAAAAAAAAAAAAGAUUGAAUGAAUAAAUGUAAAAAAAAAUGGUAUAAUUAAAAAAAUAUAUUUUUUACAAAAUAGAAUGUUUGCAAUGUUACUUUAACAACUAACUUUUGUUAUCUUUUUCAAUAUUAAUUUUUUUUUGUAUGGUGAAUUCUCCAGAAGUUGCAUAUAUAUAAAUAUUGAUAAAAGAAUGCAUUGUUAUUAAAAUGUUAUAAUCGCCGAGAUAUUUUAUCGUUGUUAUCACCAGUGUUUCCACUGUUUUUUUAGUGCGUUUAAAAAAAAAAAAUGUAUAUAAAAGUAGAUUUUGUAGUAUAAUUUUAAGGUAGAAUUAUAGUCAAUUUAUUGUUUUACACUCUCGGCAGCAAAAAUAGUGCGCCCCGUGUAUAUUGUAUCGAUUAAUUUUUUUUUUUAUAUCUGAUAGAAAGAAAGUAAUAAUUAAAAAUAUAAAUAUAAUUUGAAAGUUAGAAUAAUUUAGUUGACAUGUCAGUUUUUUUUUUUUUUUAUCAAAUUAAUUGACACAAUUUACACGUAGCUCUAUUAUAAAUGAAGAGAAGGAAAAGAAAAUGUAGUUUAUAUCAUUGUUACCUAUAACUCUGUUACCAUUUUCGCCAUAAAAAAUUGUUUACAAGCGAUUUUGUUACUUUCAGAGAAAUAACAAUGUCUAAAAAUAGCGUUACCAA
This is a messenger RNA of Leptopilina boulardi, 8991 nucleotides long. It is a transcript of the gene Mitf, whose product is annotated as microphthalmia-associated transcription factor. NCBI's taxonomy places the organism in Eukaryota, Metazoa, Arthropoda, Insecta, Hymenoptera, Figitidae. Gene Ontology annotation, molecular function: RNA polymerase II cis-regulatory region sequence-specific DNA binding; DNA-binding transcription factor activity, RNA polymerase II-specific; protein dimerization activity. The coding region runs from base 109 to 1953 and encodes 614 amino acids. Gene Ontology annotation, biological process: regulation of transcription by RNA polymerase II. The transcript is spliced from 7 exons. Gene Ontology annotation, cellular component: nucleus. The record is from RefSeq and is a predicted model, not a curated record.